This is a messenger RNA of Paramecium tetraurelia, 1083 nucleotides long. RefSeq lists its product as uncharacterized. The record is from RefSeq and is a predicted model, not a curated record. The transcript has 3 exons. Lineage: Eukaryota; Ciliophora; Oligohymenophorea; Peniculida; Parameciidae.
AUGAAACUAAUCACUGUGUAUUUGUUAUUGGUUUUAGGAUACUCCCAAUUACUGGAGAAGUAUUAGAUAAUAGGAAAUCCAAAACCUAGUUUGGUGAGUAUUUUAACAGAAUUGUAAACUCAAAUAAAAUCAGGAGGAGCCCAAACUACAACAAUAGCAUUUUUGGAUAAUCUAAAAUCAACAAUAGACGAAGAAUAAAUAAGACAUGAUUAAUUGUAUACAUAACAAAGAAAUUAAUGUUCAUUGGAAUUAGACUUAAGAAAAAAAGACAUAAAAGAUGCCGAAUAGGUUGGUUCUAGAGCUAAUGAAUAAUUAGAAAACUGUUCCACUUCCAAUAACAAAGCAAGAUCUGAAUUAGAUAAUAAUCUGGAAUCCUAAAAAACUACAGAUAGCGAUAUCAAAAUUUUGAAAAGCAUUAGAGAUGAAGCAGCAAGAUUGUUUUCAAAUAAAAGGAGAGAUCAUCUAGACGCUUUAACAUCACUUUAAUAGGUGCUACUCACUUUAGAUGGAUUCACAGGGGGGGAUUGCUCAUUAGCUGAAUUAGGAAAAGUGGCUAUGGCUUUUAUUUAAACAGCAGUGAUAGCUAAGAAUGAUCAACCUUUGGUAGAGAUCUCCGAGAUAUUCGCAUAAGUUGCAACUGAAAAUGGAGGAUAUAGAGAAGUUUAUGAAAAAUUAAAAUAAUUAAUUGUUAACUUUGAACAGACCUUAUAAAAAAACUUAUAAGACUAUUAAGAAGUGGAGGACUUGCAAAUUUAGGAAUAUGAUGAUCGUAACAUUCAUUUAGUUGAAUAUUUCAAUAAUCUGAAAAGAACAGAACAAUAAUUAAGAGAUCAUAUAACUGCUAUGAGUAUGUGCAUAAAUUAAUAAACAGCAAUUGUGGAUACUGCAAGGGGAAAGAAGGUGAGAAAUCUGCAAAUGUUGGAUUCAGUUGAUAAAAUGUGCAAGGACUUCUUAUCAGAGUACGAAAAGGCAAGUCAAGUGAGGAAGGAUCAGAUUGAUCUUAUAAGUCAAGUGAAACAAUCUGUUUAUGAUUUCUACUCUUAAAAACCAUAAGCUGCUUGUCCAGGGGGAGGAAGUGAUUGA